CAUUCAUCCCGUAUUCAAAAAACCGUGGAUGGGAUCAGGUCUCUCUCGCAACCACCGGAGCAGCGUCGCGCCCCAGCAGCAGCCGUCGGCGGCCCGCGUCAUCGCCGCCGACGGCUCGCUGACGGACUUCGCCACCGCCUCCUCCUCCCCCGUCAGCGUCUCCGACGUCCUCGCCGCAGGCAAUGCCGGCGCGGGCGGCCCCUUCUUCCUUUGCAGCUCCGACGCGCUCUACUUCGACGAGGACGUGCCGGCGCUCGGCGGCGGCGAGCUGCUCCGUCCCGGCCAGAUAUACUUCGUGCUUCCCCAGGCGAUGCUCGGGCGGCCCCUGUCGAGCGCCGACAUGGCGGCCAUGGCGGUGCGGGCUAGCGACGCGCUGGCGGCGAGAGCGCGGCCGCGUGGACGCGGCGCCGGCAUCAGGAAGGUGCGCGUCACGCCGGUGCAUGCUGAGGGCGGGCGCGGCGACAUGGACGCCCAGAUCAACGCGAAGCUCAACGAGAGGACCCUCGGGGAGUACUCUGUGAAAGCCUCUGGUAAUCCGGCGAAACUCGGCAAGAAGGUUGCCGUGGCGGCAUUUCCGCCGGCGAAGAAGGCCCUCAAGCCGCUCAGCACCAUCGAAGAAGAUGCGGAGUGAGGAAAUGCUCAAAAGAACAGCGCCAAGCGACGCCGAGUGAUAAAAAUGGAAGGAAAUUUCAAGAUUUGGUGAUAAGAUUUUUCUUUUUGUAUUGUUUUGAUAUUAACCAUUCUUGGAACAGUCUUGUUGGUGAGGAAAAUUCAAAAAGGUAGGAGUAGUAUAUAAGAAUGUCGGUUGGCUAAUUUGCCAUUGUACAUGUAUUUUGUAACAAAGGGAAAUGAAAUGCGGUCCUAUA
Messenger RNA from Triticum dicoccoides, 866 nucleotides. RefSeq lists its product as uncharacterized. Bases 29 to 631 code for a protein of 200 amino acids. The record is from RefSeq and is a predicted model, not a curated record. NCBI's taxonomy places the organism in Eukaryota, Viridiplantae, Streptophyta, Magnoliopsida, Poales, Poaceae. The transcript has a single exon.